CUGCACUGCCCCGCCGUGUCAUCCCCCACAUGUCCACAACCUAAAUAAACACGGGCAGCCUAACGGAGUGCAACGGUAACUCAAAACAUUAAUACAAGCGAGUUCUCGUCCGGACGCCCCUAAACCCUUGACACGGAGUACCAUACGUAUAAACCGGUGAAUUCGUUCGUUCGUUCCUCUAUUUCGAAAUAAUUUCUUCGGUUGCAGUGAGUGCUCUGCCAAUUGACUCCUUGUCUCAGAGCACACGAGCAGAAUCCGACUCGCGAGUUUCACAGCAUCAUGAGCCCCUCAUCAACCCCACCAUCCGCCGAGCCAUGCAUCACGUUCAGCUCCGGCCGAGAUCUGAACACGCCACCAGACCUCAGGAUACUUCAUUUCAACGAUGUCUACCAUCUCGACCCGUCGUCGGCUGAACCGGUCGGCGGCAUUGGCCGUUUCGUGAGCGUCUGCAAGGAAUACCGAGAAGCCGAGCGUUUCCAGGGACAACCGGGGCUCGUGACGCUGUUCUCGGGCGAUGUCUUCAACCCGAGCCUCGAAAGCUCCAUUACCAAGGGCAGCCAUAUGGUUCCUCUCCUGAAUCUUAUCGGGACCGACUGUGCCUGCGUCGGGAAUCACGAUUUGGAUUUCGGGGUUAGACAGUUCCGCAAUCUCACAUCCAAGUGCAACUUCCCCUGGCUGCUGGCCAAUGUGCUCGACCUGGCUUUGGGGGACGGGGUGCCCCUCGGCAACGCCAAAAAGACACACAUGAUCACGACCUCCAACGGCAUCAAGAUCGGCCUUCUCGGUCUCGGCGAGCGCGAGUGGCUCGACACCAUCAACGCGCUGCCGCCCAACGUCAUCUACCGCUCCGCCAGCGACGUCGCCCGCGAGCUCGUCCCGCAACUGCGUGCCGAAGGGGCCGACAUCGUCAUCGCCCUCACGCACAUGCGCGAGCCCAACGAUAACAAGCUGGCAGAGCAGCUAGGCGGCGAGAACAUCGACCUCAUUCUCGGCGGUCACGAUCAUUACUACGCCCACAGCUUCAUCAACGGGACCCACGUUCUGCGGUCUAGAUCCGAUUUCAAGCAGCUCAGCUACAUUGAAGUUCGCCGGGCCGAGCCCCCGGGUAGCGGGCGGAGGUGGGAUGUGGAUAUCUGGCGCCGCGAUAUCGUGCGGUCCGUCCCCGAGAACGGCGAGACUCUCGCGCUGGUGAACAAGCUCACGGCCAAGCUGAAGAAGAGCCUGGAGAAGCCGGUCGGCUGGACUGCCGCCCCGUUGGACUCGAGGUUCACCACGGUACGUCUCGGGGAGAGCAACCUGGGCAACUUUGUGUGCGACAUCAUGCGCCACCAUUACGGUGCGGACUGCGCGCUCAUGGCGGCCGGCACCAUCAGGGGAGAUCAAGUGUAUGCGCCGGGGCCAAUCCGAGUCAAAGACGUCACCGACUGCUUCCCGUUUGAGGACCCGGUCGUCGUGAUCAAGACAUCCGGGCAGGCCAUCUUGGAUGCGCUCGAGAACGGCGUUUCGCUGUAUCCCGCGCUUGAAGGCCGGUUUCCCCAGGUGUCAAACAUCAACUUCAAGUUCGAUCCUUCCCGCCCAGUCGGAUCCCGCGUUCUCUCUGUCGAGAUAGGAGGGGAGUCUCUGGACAAAGGUCGCACCUACGUCCUGGCGACGAGAGGUUACAUGGGCCGCGGAAAGGACGGCUACCGCAGUUUGCUGGUCCGGUCCGAGGGCGGCGAGUGCGAGGAGGUUGUGUCCGAGGAGAACGGCAUGCUCAUCUCUGCCAUGCUGCGGCAAUAUUUCAUGUCCUUGACCGUGUUGGCCAAAUGGAGCGGUUGGGGCCCGUCGUUGGAACGCCACUGGUCCAAAGUCGCAGAUAACGUUGCCAAGAGUCACCCCAUUCUCGGGAAAUCAUCAGCCUCUGCUCCAGUCAACCCAGCCGAGGGGAGAUCCCAAGUCAGUCAAUCCGGAAGCGAAAACAGAAGCGGCUGGGCAGAAUGGACGCCCAGCAAGCUCAGGCAGAGGCGGUCCAGUCUUCCGCCGAUGCAUGGUGCCGCCGAGGACGACAGCGACAGCGAGUCCGGGGAGGAGCUGGAGCGAGCUAGGGAGAAUGCUCGAGCCCUGGACAGGGAGCUCGCCAUCAUGCGCCGCGUCUUCGCCAAGUGGUGUCGCCGGGCAGGAGUCCGCGGAAAUACGUGCGACGAGCUGACGGAGGGUGAGUGCGAAGUGGCAUGGACCAGACCCAUUGCUCCCCGCGUCGAGGGGCGCAUACAGAUGGUGACUGGGGCCUCGAGUUAAUUUAAGCGGGAGGCGAGUCAGUGCACCACCGCACACUGAGUUGAACCCCCCCCCCCCCCCGGUAAGGGUGAGAAAAACAACAUGCUUCUCCCUUUAUAAUUAGAAUGGCGUGCCGGCCAGAAUAUGAAGCAAGUUGUUCUAGCACAGCCAGCAAAGACAAACACUUCUCUGCUUUACUCUGCCCUUCGCUCUCUUUCCUGGCGCACUCCUCGCAUCUGUGAACAAGCAUACGCUAGUACUUCGGCAUGGUCUCGGUAUAGAGUAAAAGACACCCUCUGCGAGGAAUCAAAGUUUGCAGGCUUGCUGGU
Molecule: messenger RNA, 2585 nt
Organism: Thermothelomyces thermophilus ATCC 42464
Lineage: Eukaryota; Fungi; Ascomycota; Sordariomycetes; Sordariales; Chaetomiaceae
Exons: 4
Coding region: 280-2277 (665 amino acids)
Biological process (GO): nucleotide catabolic process
Molecular function (GO): hydrolase activity
Source: RefSeq, a predicted model, not a curated record